Molecule: messenger RNA, 1005 nt
Organism: Leptinotarsa decemlineata (Colorado potato beetle)
Lineage: Eukaryota; Metazoa; Arthropoda; Insecta; Coleoptera; Chrysomelidae
Product: cholecystokinin receptor
Biological process (GO): neuropeptide signaling pathway
Cellular component (GO): plasma membrane
Molecular function (GO): gastrin receptor activity; neuropeptide receptor activity
Source: RefSeq, a predicted model, not a curated record
UCAGCAUGUUCUGUAUCUGUGGGAGUUUGGACGCUCGUCGCAAUAUCAGUGGAGAGAUAUUACGCUAUUUGCCAUCCUCUCAGAUCGCUUAGAUGGCAAACACUUAACCAUGCCUACAGACUCAUUAUAGCUAUAUGGAUUGGCAGUCUAGUUUGUAUGACACCUAUUGCCAUUUUGAGUCAGCUGCAGCCGACUAAACAGGGUAAUAAAAAAUGCAGAGAGAACUGGGCCUCUCUAGAUUACGAAAGGGCGUAUAACAUAUUUUUGGAUGCUAUUUUAUUGGUCAUACCGUUACUAGUGUUAGCCGUAGCGUAUUCAUUGAUAACAAAAACACUAUGUAAUGGAAUGAGAACUGAGAAAUACAUGAGAGAUAACAAUGUUCAAAGCGCCGUGAACCUCUACGUGAAUCUUCAAGGCAUGAGUUCGACGCGUUCGUGCCUGAAAGUCCCGGCUCGGCGAUACUCAAGUAGGCAGAAAUUACAGCAGAAUUGGUCUCAGGACUCGAGCAGUCCAAUUUCAGGAUCAAGAAAGCUGACAACCGGCUUGAGGAGGACAAACGCCGAACGCAGUCUCCUGAACAAAAGACGAGUAGUCAAGAUGCUCCUGGCCGUCGUGUUGGAGUUUUUCAUCUGCUGGACGCCAUUGUAUGUUAUCAAUACCGUGGCUCUUUUCAAUUCUUCCGUCAUUUACAAUAGCAUAGGAUAUAGCGGUGUUAGUUUCUUUCAGCUGUUGGCUUACACUUCGAGUUGCUGCAACCCCAUUACUUACUGCUUCAUGAACUGCAGCUUCAGAAAGUCGUUCUUGAACCUCUUCAGAUGCCUGAAGAGAUACAAGGGUUCCGCUAAUUUAGGCCUGACGGGGAGUGAGAUAAAUUUGGAGACUAAGUGGACAAACAGACUUUCUGAACCUGCUUUAUAAUCUGGCAGAGAUUUGUUGAUAUCUGUCAAUGGUAACCCCAACUUGAUAUUAUUGAACGAGUAGGUUUUUAUGUGAAAACAAGUUGAC